CCACUAUCAAGGAUUCAGCAUCAACAGAAGGACUUGAGUUCUGGCCAAGGGCGGACUGACCAUUUGGAAACUCGGGCACUGCCCGAAGGCCUGGGGUCAGUAGGGGGCACCAUGAGAUGCCCCUGGUGCCUUUUUCAUAGGCUUUUUUGAGUUUGGGCAAGGACACAGGGGCCCCAUGAUCCCUUAUUGCCCAACCCGGGGUCAGUAGGGGGCCCCAUGAGAUGCCCCUGGUACCUUUUUCAUAGGCUUUUUUGAGUUUGGGCAAGGACACAGGGGCCCCAU
Messenger RNA from Staurois parvus, 282 nucleotides. NCBI's taxonomy places the organism in Eukaryota, Metazoa, Chordata, Amphibia, Anura, Ranidae. The record is from the annotation of a GenBank genome assembly.